AUGGUUCUCUCAGAGUACACCUACAUCUUCGCCAUUGGCACCAUGUUUGCCAUGUUGGACGCCUACAACAACGGUGCCAACGAUGUCGCAAACGCCUGGGCUACCAGUGUUUCCUCCCGCUCCAUUAGCUACCGACAGGCCAUGAUCUUCGGUACCGUCUUCGAGAUGCUCGGAGCCAUCACUGUCGGUGCUCGUACCGCCGAUACCAUCAAGAACAAGAUCAUUCCCAACGAUGCCUUCAAGGGCGAUGCCGGUGUCCAGAUGCUUGCUUUCACCUGCGCUCUCGCCGCUGCCUCCACCUGGGUCAUGUGGUGCACCAAGCACUCCGCUCACGUUUCCUCCACAUACUCUCUCGUCUCUGCCGUCGCUGGUGUCGGUGUCGCUACUGCUGGAGCCAGCAAAGUCCAGUGGGGAUGGAACGGUGGUCAGGGUCUCGGUGCCAUCUUCGCUGGUUUGGGAAUGGCUCCCGCCAUUGCUGCUGGUUUCGGUGCCACCAUCUUCAUGCUCAUCAAGACCGUUGUCCACAUGCGCCAAAACCCAGUCCCCUGGGCUGUCUACAGCUCUCCUCUCUGGUUCUUGAUCGCUGCCACCAUUUGCACGCUCUCCAUCGUCUACAAGGGUUCCCCCAACCUUGGUCUCGGCAAGAAGCCCGCCUGGUACAUCGCAUCCGUUACUCUCGGAACCGGUUUCGGUGUCUGCCUUCUCUCUUGCCUCUUCUUCGUUCCCUUCGUCCACGCCAAGAUCAUCAAGAAGGACCACAGCGUUAAGUGGUGGAUGUUCGUCAUGGGUCCUCUUCUCUUCACCCGCCCUGCUCCCGAGGGCUCUGAGGUCGCCAAGGUCCCUGACUACGCCGUUGUCCAGCACGACGAGGACAUGGAUUCCGCUGCCUCUACUCGCUCUGCCGACUCCGUCGAGGCUGAUGCCGAGAACGAGAAGCGCGCCGUCGCCACUGAGACCAACGUUGGACAGUUGAGCUACAAGGAGCUCAUGGCCCGCGGUGAGGAGCGCUUCCACGCUAAGCUCCGCAAGGGACGCGGUCCUCUCGGCUGGGCUAUGCGCACUCUCCACAACAACCCCAUGGGCUCUGGUGAGAUCUACGAGCGCAAGAACAUGAUCUUGGCCGUCAAGCGCCUCCCCGCCCAGAUUGUUGUCGGUCUCCUCUACGGUCUUCACUACGAUAUCCACGCUGCUCAGUCUGGUGUUCACGGUACCCCCGAGGGUGAGCGCAUGGCUCGCGUCUACGAGAUGGCUCCCAAGUACCCCAACGAAGUCGAGCACACCUACUCUUUCGUCCAGGUUCUCACUGCUUGCACUGCCUCUUUCGCUCACGGUGCCAACGAUAUCGGUAACUCUGUCGGUCCCUGGGCUGUCAUCUACUCUGCCUGGACCACUGGCGAGGCUGCUAAGGCCAAGGCUCCCGUCCCCAUCUGGCAGCUCGCUGUUCUCUCCGCCUGUAUCUCCGUUGGUCUCAUCACCUAUGGUUACAACAUCAUGAAGGUCAUGGGUAACAAGAUCACCUACCACUCCCCCAGCCGUGGUUGCUCUAUGGAGAUGGGCGCUGCCAUCACUGUCCUCGUUUUCUCCCAGUACAAGCUCCCCGUCUCCACCUCCAUGUGCAUCACUGGUGCCACCGUCGGUGUCGGUCUCUGCAACGGUUCCCUUAAGGCCGUCAACUGGCAGCGUGUUGGUCUCUUGAUGCUCUCCUGGAUCAUGACCAUCCCCAUCGCCGGUACCCUCGGUGGCUGCCUCAUGGGCAUACUCCUCAACACCCCUCACUUCUCUUCUUAA
Messenger RNA from Aaosphaeria arxii CBS 175.79, 1788 nucleotides. RefSeq names its product putative sodium/phosphate symporter. The transcript has 3 exons. Gene Ontology annotation, cellular component: membrane. The record is from RefSeq and is a predicted model, not a curated record. Lineage: Eukaryota; Fungi; Ascomycota; Dothideomycetes; Pleosporales. The coding region runs from base 1 to 1788 and encodes 595 amino acids. Gene Ontology annotation, biological process: phosphate ion transmembrane transport.